UGACACAUUGUUACAAUAUCAAUAUUAUAACUUCAUUUAUCCUUGACCUCAUACUCAAAACCCCAAGUUUGACAACCAGUGGCGUAUCAUUUACAGAAAACCAAAUUUGUCUCCUACAAUCUCCUACCCUAAAGUCGGAGCAUAUCAUGAAAAUAAUAUUCAAAAUGGAAGCGAUGCCCAAAUCGUCCUCUCUUAUACCGAAAAGAGCAUAGCUGCCACUGCUUCCUGCAAUCGUUAUUUGUCUGCACUUUGGCUAAACGCACGAUUCCACGAUAAAAUUUUACUAUUUAUCCAACUAUUUCGUUGCAUUACUAAGUUCAACAUGCACAGUAUAGCUGUAAUAGGUGCGGGUGUUAUCGGGUUGUCCGCGGCGACCGCACUCCAAGAGCACCUUCCGAACGUCACCGUAACAAUCUACGCGGAGAAGAUCUCCCCGAAUCUCACCAGCAAUGUUGCGGCGGGAAUGUGGGCUCCGUUUCUGUACCAGAAGACCGACGGCGAAAAAAUUUUAUCCUGGGGGAGAGGGUCGCACGAUCAAUUCUUGAAGUUAUGGAAGGGCGGCCACGCGAGCGAGGCAGGUAUCUGCCUGCAGCUUGUCAAAUCACUGUCGGCCGAUAUCGACCUCCACGUUGGCCAAAACAUCGUCUGGGGCGAGCAACAAAUGCCACCUGAGGAAGUGGAAUUCUUGACCAAACUUUUAAAAAAGGAUUUCAGAACUGCCGUCAACUACGUGUCGUUCACGUGCGAACCUAGUAGGUAUUUGCCCUUCUUGCAGAAACGAUUUAUACAAAAUGGCGGCAAGAUCGUGAUUAGGAAAAUUAAAGACUUUAGAGAGCUAUCGCAUUACAAUCUAGUUGUAAACUGCACGGGACUUGGCGCACAAGAGCUAACUGACGAUACCCAAAUGACACCAAUCAGGGGAACCGCGAUUAGGGUUAAGGCACCAUGGCUGUUCCACUCGCUUAUGGACGACGACAUCUACAUCAUUCUGAACGCUGAUACCUGCGUCUUGGGCACGACCGCACAGUACGGAGACUACGAACUGAAUCCCCGCGAGAGCGAGACGAAGAACAUUAACAACUUUUGUAACAGCCUGGUUCCUGCAUUAGAGAAUGCCGAAUAUGUCAAGACCUGUGUUGGUCUCCGUCCUGGACGAGUGGAGGUAAGGUUAGAAACGGAAAUUCAAGACAUUGACGGAAAACUAUUGCCAAUCGUGCAUAAUUACGGUCACGGUGGCUGUGGAGUUACCCUAUCUUACGGUUGCGCCUUGAAUGUCGUCGACCUAGUCAGAGAAGCGCUGAGGAUUCCCUAUUCCAGCAAACUCUAGUGUCUUAACUUGUUAAAAUGUUCAAUAAAAUCCAUUCCCUUUGUUAAAUGUUAGUUU
Photinus pyralis (common eastern firefly) is the source of this 1384-nucleotide messenger RNA. Its product is annotated as D-aspartate oxidase-like. The coding region runs from base 323 to 1327 and encodes 334 amino acids. Gene Ontology annotation, molecular function: FAD binding; D-amino-acid oxidase activity. NCBI's taxonomy places the organism in Eukaryota, Metazoa, Arthropoda, Insecta, Coleoptera, Lampyridae. The transcript has 6 exons. The record is from RefSeq and is a predicted model, not a curated record.